This is a messenger RNA of Aptenodytes forsteri (emperor penguin), 832 nucleotides long. It is a transcript of the gene ENHO, whose product is annotated as energy homeostasis associated. The coding region runs from base 166 to 450 and encodes 94 amino acids. NCBI's taxonomy places the organism in Eukaryota, Metazoa, Chordata, Aves, Sphenisciformes, Spheniscidae. The transcript has a single exon. The record is from RefSeq and is a predicted model, not a curated record.
GGAAGCCGAGGAAAAGCUCCAAUCGAUCCUUCCCAGCGGCGUGGUGAAGCCCAGGACACAGCUGCGAGCAGCCAAACUGUGGCGGGGAGACGCCGUCCUGCUGCCCGCCUGGCCCCAGCCCCAUCCCACCGCCCGCACCGCCACCGUCCCCUUUGUCCCCUGCCAAUGCCGGUGGGUGGCGGCUGCACGCUCGAGAUCGCUGCGCUGGCAUCCCAAGCGUGGGGCCGAGCUGCGGGCCCCUCUUUUUCCCGCGGGACAGUGGCGAUGGGGGCUGCUCUCUCCACCGGAGCAGUCGUGGCAAUUUCUUUUAACUGUGUCAUCGCAUUGCUCAUCCUCAUCCUCUUCCUCAUCCUCUGCAAGGCCUGCAGGACCCCCUCGUGUCCCAACAAGAGCCCGGCUUCUGAUGCAGACGAGGCAAGGAACGAAGAGAAGUACCUGCUGCAGCCCUGAGCUGCUUGGGGACUUGGGUACCUGGCUGUGCCGCUGUGCCGAAGGAGUUGCGCCAGCCUGGAUGCCUGUGCUGGGACUGGGGCGCUGGAUGGGGCAGCAUGAGAGCAGAGGAGAUGCCGAGCUGCUUGCAGGAGCCGUGAUGCGAGGCACAGCCCUUCGCCUGCGUGGUUUUGGUGUGUGAAGUCCCUGCGGAUGCCCACAGUGACCGUGGGGAUGGAGAGACAGUGGCCGGGGACGUGCUAUGGGGACAAUCCUGCCUGUCCCAGCAGCCAGAGAGUGCAGCAGGAGCCCUGCCCUCGAGCUCACCCCGUGUUCGGGGACAGCCUGUGCACUCCUCCCUGGCGCUCGUGGCCCGGGCCAGUGGCCACGUCACAGACCUGAG